This is a messenger RNA of Carassius auratus (goldfish), 1282 nucleotides long. Its product is annotated as succinate--CoA ligase [GDP-forming] subunit beta, mitochondrial-like. Gene Ontology annotation, cellular component: mitochondrion; succinate-CoA ligase complex. The coding region runs from base 16 to 318 and encodes 100 amino acids. Gene Ontology annotation, molecular function: succinate-CoA ligase (GDP-forming) activity. The transcript has 2 exons. Lineage: Eukaryota; Metazoa; Chordata; Actinopteri; Cypriniformes; Cyprinidae. The record is from RefSeq and is a predicted model, not a curated record. Gene Ontology annotation, biological process: tricarboxylic acid cycle; succinyl-CoA metabolic process.
UUCAUCUUCUUAAAGAUGCAUGUGAUGCAAUGUCAUAACAAAGCUUUUUUCACCCAGUUUUUCUUCUUUUUCUGCAUUCAGGUCGAGGCCAUCUUGGUAAACAUCUUUGGGGGGAUUGUUAACUGUGCCAUCAUUGCUAACGGAAUCACCAAGGCCUGCAGAGAACUGGAGCUCAAGGUUCCCCUGGUGGUUAGGCUCGAAGGAACCAAUGUUCAGGAGGCAAAGCGUAUCCUGUCUGAGAGCGGGCUGCCCAUCACCUCUGCCACCGACCUCGAUGAUGCUGCCAAGAAAGCUGUUGCCGCCAUUUCCAAGAAUUAAAUGCAUAUAUGCAUAUACACCAUUAUUAGAGUAUACACAAACCAAUAGAGCUGUGGCCAGAAACAAACAGAGCCUUACACACUUCAUUCACACACACAUGCCUUUCUCAUCUGCCCGCUGAACCACAGCUACACACAGUACCAGCCUGCAAGAGUCACUGGGCAUCUUGUCCAGUUUUUCCAGGGACACACUGUAUUUGAGAGCCUCUUCUCAAGCCCCAACUUCUCAAAGGGUCUCAAAUGCGAGGCAGUCUUGGGAAACGUGACUUUGCCUGGAGUUAACCUUUUUAUUAUCUGAAAGCAGUCAUUUCUAUAGCUUAAUCAAUAACUCUGUUAUUUUCAUUGCCUUACUCUUAAGUCUUUUUAUGGAAAAGUUUCCUUUAUUGAUUAUAAGUAUGAAUUUAUAUUUUCAAAUUAACCUUAAAUAGUUAAUUGCUUUCCAUAUUAAUCCCAAUGGUAAAUUGCCUUAAGUAAACCAUGAAAUAUGAGAGUGUCAUAUGGUGGAAUAGCUUCGUUUUUAUAUGAUUAAACUGUGAAAUACAUCCCAAAUCUGAUAUUGAUUUCUUGAUCUCCAUAUGAUAUCACCGUCCAAGUUUUAUUUUGUUUGUAAAAGUGAAACAAGACUUUUUUUUUUUUUUUUUUUUUAUGGAUAUAACAUUUAAAACUAGAGAUUAAGCAUGGUUUGUCUUCAAUAUUUCUGCCUUAAUGAAAAUGUGUUAUUGAACAGUCAAUUCAAUAUUGGAAGAGUUUUCCUAUUACAUGUUCAUAACGUAUAUUCAAUUGCAUUCAGCUUAUCUGUCAUAAAGUGGUACAGUUUAUAUACUGUGCCUGUCAUGAAGAUGUUUUAAAAGUCCACAAUAAAUGUAAUUAGCUUUUUGUAAUCUUGAUUGUAUUUUCAAAGUUAAGGUGGGUUUAAAAAUGAGUCAACAAUGUUGAAAAUAAAGCUUAAUUUUUGUUUCUCUUUA